Molecule: messenger RNA, 1739 nt
Organism: Astrephomene gubernaculifera
Lineage: Eukaryota; Viridiplantae; Chlorophyta; Chlorophyceae; Chlamydomonadales; Astrephomenaceae
Source: the annotation of a GenBank genome assembly
GGUAUGCAAGUGCAUUUUAAAAGCGUAAAUAUAGAGCUUGAACGUCAGGCUUCCCUAUAAUCUACUGGGAAAGAGCGUGAAGGCGGGAAGCGAAAAUUGCCAUGCCAUCCACCGAGCUCUCACAGCACGUAGUUCAAACAGGCACAGUGCCUUGGACUCCGGUACUUGUCGCUGGUCUCGUAUCUGGCGCAGUCGCGGGCGCGGCUGUGGCAUGCGUCUUUCUCCGACCAUCUCGCGCCCAUGGCCCAUCGUCUGCCGGCCACAAAGAACGGCCUAAGUCCUCUCUCAUGGUGCUUAGUCAGCAGGAGGCACAAUCAGAAGGAUGCCUUGAAGCGCUAGGCGAGGUGCAUGCCGGGCAAAUGCCAUUUCCCUGCACAGCUGCAGACGCUGUCGUCACGGUAGCUGCAACACCACACAAAACACGGGACAUGAAAACCAAGUCGUUGGAAGCCGACUUUGCGGCGCUAUCCGGCCUUCACCAGGUGCAAGCCACUCCAAUGCCUGUCGGACAUGGCCCCAGCACAGCAGCGCUGGACGACCUGAAGUCACCGCUGCAAGCCCUGGGACGGAGGGACCCCACGGACCCCGCACCGCGAGGAGGGAGCCUAAGCUGGGACGACUAUUUCAUGGCCCUGGCGUUCCUGUCCGCUGAGAGGUCCAAGGACCCCAACAAGCAGGUGGGGGCGGUGAUCGUCAACUGUGACAAUGUCAUCCUGGGUAUCGGCUACAAUGGCUUCCCACGCGGCUGCUGCGACCGGCAGCUGCCCUGGGCCAAGGUCGCGGUGGACUCCCGCGGCCUGCCCGCCCCCCUGGGCACCAAGUACCCCUACGUGGUGCACGCGGAGGCCAAUGCGCUGCUCAAUAAGAACGCGGCAAGCGUGUCAGGAGCGCGCAUCUACGUGACCAUGUUCCCAUGCAACGAGUGCGCCAAGCUGCUCAUCCAAGCGGGGAUCCGGGAGGUGGUGUACCAUGAGGACAAGGUGGCUCACCUGACGGAGGGGAAGACCGCCGCUGCGGGCACGGCACGCCCAGCCACCGCUGCCGCCGCCACCAGCACCACCCGCGCUGCUCCUGCUGCUCCGGCUCCCACUUCUAAUCCUCCCGCCAUCUGUCCUGCCAGCGUUGUUGCACCUGGACAUGCUACUGCUUCCGCCGCUGCUUCCGCCAUCUCCGCCUCCUCCGCCGGCAGCCUCCCAGCAGGCAGGUCCGCCACUGCUGCGCCCCAUGUCGCCGCCGCUGCCGCUGGAGGCAGCCUCACCCCGGGCAGAUCUGCUCCCCCCGGGAGCAGCGGCAGCCGGCUGCUGUUCACCUCCUCGGCAACCCGACGCAGCCGCUCCCUGUCCUCAGCGGCGACGGGCGCUUCCUCCUCCUGGGGCCCCAGCAGCGCCCUGGCAGCGGCGGCAUCGGUGCCGCUGGCGGCAGCGGGCUCCGCGUCGUCUUCGUCCUCCCGUGGCGGAGCUGUGUAUCGGGAGCAGCAGCAGAAGCGGCAGCAGCACUCGUACAGCAAACAGCAGCAGCAACGCCAGCUGGAAGGAGAGAGGCGGAGGUCGCCGCUUUCGCCCAGCGGCGGUGGCAAGGGCGGAAACGCCGCCGAAGGCGCCAUUGCCCCUACGGCCGCCGCCGCCGCGGUCACCGCAAACGCCGUACAACCAACACAGCCACAACCCCACUCCAUGGUGACUCCCUGCUCCCCUCUGCCAGUGGAGGACACAUGCGGUGAGGUGGAAGACCAGAGCAGC